This is a messenger RNA of Symbiodinium sp. CCMP2456, 201 nucleotides long. The record is from the annotation of a GenBank genome assembly. NCBI's taxonomy places the organism in Eukaryota, Dinophyceae, Suessiales, Symbiodiniaceae.
GACAUCCCCAUCCUUGGCCAUCUCUUGAAGUAUUUCUUCGAAGACUUGAAGACCACGUUCUCAUGGCGCAAGGAUGUUGGCAUGCCGCCGGGCCACACCAAGGCGAUCCAUCCUAUCGGCUCGGUGGCCCUGGUGAAGCUGCUUUGGGAUGAGGCGGCUGUGAAGGAGGCUGGGUACACAGGCGUCUUCAAGACCAACCAG